AAUGAUACUAUCUCAUUAGUUUUAAUACCAAAUUUAUUGAGAAGUUUAAACAUGAAACCUUGAGCUUUUAUUGAAUAAUUCGAUUAUGCUCUCAUCUCAUGUCUUCUUAUCUUAUCAUGUCAUAGCCUAACAUUAAUUCUUGGUCUUUAGUCUAUGAGUAAUGUUAGGUUGACACAUCUUCUGGUGUCCAACACCGUAUAUAACAAUACGGUGCGAUCGGACAUGGAUUCACAUGUAUCCCAUCACCGGUCUUACAACGUCGGUGACAGGAGAAUCGACGUUGUUAUGAGCGGAAAAGGCUAUGGUUCGAGAGGGAUUUGGUCUCCAAAUUCAUCUCAGCAGAAUGAAAAACCAUGGAGUUUCAACAAUCCAGAAGCAAAGAGAAAGAAGAGGAUAGCCAAAUACAAGGUUCACAACGUAGAAGGUAAGGUUAAAGCCACACUCCGGAAAGGACUAAGAUGGAUCAAGAAAAAAUGCUCUCAAAUUAGCCACGGCUACAAAUAAGUUAGCCACGGAUAUCACAACGCAUGAAAAUUUUGCAUGUAAAAAUAUCUGUAGCACAGACACCUCUGAAAAAAAGUUGUAUUAGUGUCGGUAUCGUGUUAUCUAGAAAUGAAAUGUUUUUUUUUUGAUAAAAAGCUAGAAAUGAAAUGUUAUUAUCUACAUGUGAUAAAAUAUUUGAGAUUGAUAUAUGGUUUUGUUGCACUCUAAUGAAUGUUUAUAAUUAUGGAAACAAUUAAC
Vicia villosa (hairy vetch) is the source of this 741-nucleotide messenger RNA. RefSeq lists its product as uncharacterized. The record is from RefSeq and is a predicted model, not a curated record. The coding region runs from base 154 to 504 and encodes 116 amino acids. The transcript is spliced from 2 exons. Lineage: Eukaryota; Viridiplantae; Streptophyta; Magnoliopsida; Fabales; Fabaceae.